GUCUUCCUUUUCUCGACCUCCCUCCUUCCUUCCUCCACUGUUGAUCCUGCAAUGGCGACUCCUUUGAAGAAACUGCAGCGUUCCGGAUCUCGGGUCUCUGACGUCCUGAAGGUUUCCGAGAAUUCUGAUCCUAACGUCCCCUUUUCAUCUCCUCUUUCUUCUCAGAAAUCGGUGAAAUCAACGGCGAUUAGGUCAGCCCAAUCGAAUAAGUCGGCCUCCAGAACCACCGGUCGGAUCGUCGCUCCGCCGCCUCCGCCGGGGCCAGCAAGGAAGUUCAUCGUCGCCAAGAAGGACUCGAUGAGGGUAGGGAACGGGUUGGAUUCCGAGAGAUGCCGAAAAGAAGCCUAUGAGGCCCUUCGAGCGUCGCAGGAGGAGUUUUUCAGGAAAGGUUGUCCUUCCAUAGUCGUCGCAGUCGCAAAACCUGCAAUCGGCGAUGUUGAAGGAUCUAUAGAUAGAACUGAGAAGGGUGGAAUGGACGGGAUGGGGGAGAUCUUGGAUACUGAUAUUGAAAAUCCAUUGUACGGAGCAGAGGAUAAAAAUACGAGAAACUUGGUGAUGGAGGAGGCUAUGAACAUAAUACCGGAGCCUGAGUCUGGCCGCGUGAAGAAUUUGGUCAAAGCAUUCGAGAGCUUCCUUUCAAUUUCAAAUGACGAUGAAGCUGAGAAAUGCGUGUAUAGGAACCUGAAUCCAUUGGAUUGCCCAUUGCUAGGAUUGCAGCAAUCAUCCAAGACUGUGGCUGCUGAAAGUUCUUCUGCUUAUGUUUUCUCUUCUGCAGAGUUUUUACCUCCUAGAGAACUUCCAAGAGACUCAAAAUUGUGCUCUUUGAUAGAUAGCAGCGAUCAAAGGUUGAGCUUGGGGAGAAGGACUUGCAAUGAAGGAAGAAAAAAACGUAUUAGUUCUGAUUCUCUUAGGAGCUGGAAUAAGAUGUUAAAAGUGACAAGCCAACAUCCUUUCAAGCUUAGGACUGAGCAAAGAGGAAGGAUUAAGGAAGAACAAUUUAUCAAGAAUGUGAAAGAAAUGUUGAUGAAAGAAGAGAAACAGCGCAUACCUAUUGCCCAAGGUCUUCCAUGGACCACAGAUGAACCAGAGCACUUGCAGAAGCCUCCCGCCAAAGAAAGCACUAAACCUUUAGACAUUGUUUUGCACAGUGAUGUUCGUGCGGUAGAAAGGGUUGGAUUUGAUAAUUUUGUAGCCAAACGGAUGAACUUUGCUGAACAGCUAAGAUUAAAAAGGGAGAUGCAGCAGAAGUUGGAGGAAGAAGAAGAAAUACGGAGGCUCAGAAGAGAACUUGUGCCUAAAGCUCAGCCAAUGCCAUACUUUGAUCGGCCCUUUGUCCCUAAAAGGUCAAUGAAACCACAAACAAUCCCAAAGGAGCCAAGAUUCCAUAUCCGCCCAAGAAAAUAUUCAUGCUCUUGUGCUUGCCUAUUUGAAUGCCGAGGACACUGAUUGGUCUGUUGAUUCCUUGAGAGCCAGAAAUACAACAUAUGUUGUUUCAUCCUUAUCUUUCAAUAUUACCGGUUCCUUCCAUAGGAGAUUGGAUCGCAGUUAA
Molecule: messenger RNA, 1549 nt
Organism: Zingiber officinale
Lineage: Eukaryota; Viridiplantae; Streptophyta; Magnoliopsida; Zingiberales; Zingiberaceae
Exons: 9
Coding region: 52-1446 (464 amino acids)
Biological process (GO): regulation of mitotic spindle organization; mitotic spindle assembly; activation of protein kinase activity
Cellular component (GO): mitotic spindle; nuclear microtubule
Molecular function (GO): protein kinase activator activity; microtubule binding
Source: RefSeq, a predicted model, not a curated record